Messenger RNA from Chroicocephalus ridibundus (black-headed gull), 1008 nucleotides. RefSeq names its product olfactory receptor 10AG1-like. The coding region runs from base 1 to 1008 and encodes 335 amino acids. Gene Ontology annotation, molecular function: olfactory receptor activity; G protein-coupled receptor activity. The transcript has a single exon. Gene Ontology annotation, cellular component: plasma membrane. Gene Ontology annotation, biological process: detection of chemical stimulus involved in sensory perception of smell; G protein-coupled receptor signaling pathway. Lineage: Eukaryota; Metazoa; Chordata; Aves; Charadriiformes; Laridae. The record is from RefSeq and is a predicted model, not a curated record.
AUGCCCCAAAGAAAAGGCCUGGAGAAUCACACCGGUGGAUCUGGAUUCAUUCUUCUGGGAUUUUCUGACCACUCCAGCCUGCAGGGCUUGUGCUUCACAGCAUUCCUGGUCAUCUACCUCAUGGUCCUCACAGAGAACAGCCUGAUUGCACUCAUCACAGUGGUGGACUCAAGCCUCCACAGCCCCAUGUAUUUCUUCCCGAGGAACUUGUCCUUCCUGGAGAUCUGCUACACAUCAGUCACUCUGCCAAAAAUGCUGGUGGUUUUCCUGCUGGAGGAUGGCAGGACCUCCUUCCUUGGCUGUGCUGCCCAGCUGUAUUUCCUGGUGUUGCUGGGCAGCAUCAAGUGCCUUCUUCUGGCUGUCAUGGCCUAUGACCGCUACAUAGCCAUCUGUGACCCUCUGCACUACCCCCUCAUCAUGAGGAGGGGUCUCUGCAUCAGACCGGUGGUGGGGUCAUGGGUGGCUGUCGUACCAGUGCAAGUAGGACAGACCUACCAGGUGUUCACUUUGCCCCCCUGUGCAUCCCAUGACCUUCAUCGCUUUUUUUGUGAUGUCCCCCCUCUGCUGGAGCUGGCCUGUGCAGACUCAUUCUGGAACCAAGUGACACUGUACACCAUCAUCCUGGUAUUUGCAAUCUUUCCCUUCUCCUUAAUAGUUAUUUCUUACAUUAAAAUUAUCAGGGCAAUUCUGAAAAUACCUUCAGUUCUGGGCAGACACAAAGCCUUUUCCACCUGUUCCUCACACCUCGUGGUGGUGACACUCUUCUAUGGCUCGGCCACAGUCGUCUACUUAAAGCAACGGUCAAGGGAUUCCGUAGACACCGACAAAUACCUUGCCCUGUUUUACACAAUUUUUACGCCAGUGUUUAACCCUGUCAUCUAUAGCCUGAGGAAUAAGGAAGUGAGAAUUGCCUUGAAGAGACUCCUACGGACAAAGUGGUACGACAGAGUACGUAAAAUCCUCUCAAAUAGUCCCAAAGAAGUCCCACUGGGGUACAUGGUUGCCUGA